This is a messenger RNA of Brugia malayi, 1635 nucleotides long. RefSeq lists its product as uncharacterized. The transcript is spliced from 13 exons. Lineage: Eukaryota; Metazoa; Nematoda; Chromadorea; Rhabditida; Onchocercidae. Bases 1 to 1635 code for a protein of 544 amino acids. Gene Ontology annotation, cellular component: nucleus. The record is from RefSeq and is a predicted model, not a curated record.
AUGGUUGUAAAAAAGGUUGUCGUUGUUCCAGAGGGUGAUUUGAAUGGAAAUGAAUUGACGUCGUCUACUGAUUCAGAAAGAAACACUGCUCCUCUGGAUAAUACUCAGUUCUUCGAAGUCUCUGUGACCUCAUCAAAUGACAAUCAUAAAGAUGGAGUUGUUGAGCUUGGACCACCAGCUUCUCCAGUAUUUGGUGUUUGUGAACGUGAAUAUUCUUCUCCAUCAACAAGUGGUUUUAUCGAUUCUACAACAGGCGGUUUAUUCAAGCAGGCACCAGUGACGGAUGUCACUGGUUGUUCAAAAACUCUACUGCAUGGCAAUAAAAGUGUAUCGCGGCAUAAAAAAGCUUAUGGCCAGCUGCCAAAGAUUUCUGAGAAGUUUCGAAAGUAUAUUCAUGUUGUGACGCAUCCAAAUGGUGGCGCUUCGAUGCUUAAGGCAGAUUGGUCGAAAAUUAAGGACCAUUUCAGUGGUUCCGAGUUGGACGAGUUUACCUUGGAGUUUGUAACAUUCGGUUUGGCUGAAGUUGACAACACGCCCGUUUUUGUAAUCGCUGUUAUUGAAAACGCUGCUGAUUACCUUCAGAAUGGUUUGGAAUAUUUUGCAAAGAAAUUCCCCCAUAUGCCAGUAAAGAUUGGAUCACUCACCAGUAAGCAGUGUGUUAGCACCACAACUGUUUCGGAAUAUUAUAGUCAUGUUAUGGAAACUUGUCAUCAUGGAACUUUUAGGUAUGGUCCGUUGCAUUCGUUGAGUCUGGUGGGAACGAGACAAGAAGAGUGCGGCAAUUAUUUCAAAGAAUUGAUUGAAUGGUUAGAAAUGUUCCCAAUGCUUAAGCUUCUAAUGCCUUGGGGCGAAUGGUCUGGAGCAGAUCUCGAAAGUCCUUCUGACAGUGAUGAUGGACCUAUUUUUUGGGUACGUCCAGGUGAACAGAUGAUAAGGACUGAUGAGAUGAAGGAAGAUUUGUCAUCGAGAACUCGAAAACGAAGCUCAUCAGUUCGACAACAUGUACCUUCCUACAGGUGCCGAGAGCCACGUGAAUUCUUUUUUGAAGAUCGGACACCGUGUCAUGCUGAUCAUGUAGGUGAUGGUUUGGAAAGGCGUACAACAGCUGCAGUUGGCGUGCUUCAGUCAAUCUAUGGACCAACGGAAAAGAAGAAGAAUAAAAUAGGAAGAAGGGCGGUAAAAGAUGUCGUUUGUUUUCAUGCAAGUGACUUCGAAAGAAUUGUUGAUGAGUUACAGUUGGAUCUUUAUGAACCUCCGAUGUCACAGUGCGCACAAUGGGUUGAAGAGGCAAAAUUGAAUCAAUUAAGAAGAGAAGGAGUUCGUUAUUCUCGUUUUUUGUUGCAUGAUAAUGAUGCUUACUUUCUACCUCGGAAAAUAAUCCAUCAGUUUCGAACUAUAAGUGCUUGCGCUUCAAUUGCUUGGCAUGUGCGUCUUAAGCAAUAUUACAAUGCGGAAGUGGAAGCAGGUGAAUAUGACAAGGUUUUGAAAGAAAAGGAUAUGGAAGAGAAUGAAAAUGGAAAUUCUCGGAAAAGGAAGAAAGAUGACAUGAGAAAGUCUGGGAAGUGGAAGGAGAAGGACCGUGCGAAAAUGGCGAAAAUGGCGGAUGAUUGUGGACCGAAAUCUUUCAAAUGUUGA